Molecule: messenger RNA, 1672 nt
Organism: Ailuropoda melanoleuca (giant panda)
Lineage: Eukaryota; Metazoa; Chordata; Mammalia; Carnivora; Ursidae
Product: unconventional myosin-If-like
Exons: 9
Cellular component (GO): myosin complex
Molecular function (GO): protein binding; cytoskeletal motor activity
Source: RefSeq, a predicted model, not a curated record
UGGGUGGGGUGGGAUUGGAGAAAGACCCACCACCCCUCCCUCUUGCACAGCUCUUCCUUCUGGAGGAGAUGCGAGAGCGCAAGUUCGAUGGCUUUGCCCGCACCAUCCAGAAGGCCUGGAGGCGCCAUGUGGCAGUCCGGAAGUACGAGGAGAUGCGGGAGGAAGCCUCCAACAUCCUGCUGCACAAGAAGGAGCGGAGACGGAACAGCAUCAACCGGAACUUCGUUGGGGACUAUCUGGGGCUAGAGGAGCGGCCGGAGCUGCGUCAGUUCCUGGGCAAGAGGGAACGCGUGGACUUCGCUGACUCAGUCACCAAGUACGACCGCCGCUUCAAGCCCAUCAAAAGAGACUUGAUCCUUACGCCCAAGUGUGUGUAUAUAAUCGGGCGGGAGAAGGUGAAGAAGGGACCAGAGAAGGGCCAGGUGCGUGAGGUCCUGAAGAAGAAGCUGGAGAUCCAGGCCCUCCGGGGAGUUUCCCUUAGCACAAGGCAGGACGACUUCUUCAUCCUCCAAGAAGACGCCGCCGACAGCUUCCUGGAGAGCGUCUUCAAGACGGAGUUCGUCAGCCUCCUGAGCAAGCGCUUCGAGGAGGCGGCGCGGAGGGCCCUGCCCCUCACCUUCAGCGACACACUACAGUUCCGAGUGAAGAAGGAGGGCUGGGGCGGAGGUGGCACCCGCAGCGUCACUUUCUCCCGUGGCUCCGGCGAGGUGGCAGUGCUCAAGGCCAGCGGCCGGUCCCUCACAGUCAGCGUGGGCGACGGGCUGCCCAAGAGCUCCAAGCCUACACGGAAGGGAAUGGCCCAGGGAAAACCUCGAAGGUCAGCCCAGGCCCCCACCCGGGCAGCCCCUGGGCCUCCCAGAGGCCUGGACCACAAUGGGGUGCCUCCUUCUACCAGAAGGGGGCCCCUACCCCUGGAGAUCACACCUGGAGGGGGCUCCCAGCAGCCUCUCCGGGGCCCUCCAUCCUCAGCCCUGAGGGCGAGCAGACGCCCCCGGGCACGGCCGCCCUCAGAGCACAACACAGAAUUCCUUAACGUGCCUGAUCAGGGUGUGGCAGGCAUGCAGAGGAAGCGCAGUGUGGGGCAGCGACCUGUGCCAGGCGUGGGCCGACCCAAGCCCCAGCCUCGGAUGCAUGGCCCGCGGUGCCGGGCACUGUACCAGUAUGUGGGCCAAGAUGUGGACGAGCUGAGCUUCAACGUGAAUGAGGUCAUCGAGAUCCUCAUGGAAGAUUCCUCAGGCUGGUGGAAAGGCCGGCUGCACGGCCAGGAGGGCCUCUUCCCAGGAAACUACGUGGAGAAGAUCUGAGAGGGGGCCCGGAUUCUGCCUCCUGCCUGCCUGCCGGGGAGCCAGGCCCUUCCAGCGAGGGCCUCAUAUUCCUUGGCUGCAUUAGCCACAAGGUCCAGUCCUGUGGCCUCCAGCCCACCCUAGCCCAGCCCAGGCCCUGGGUCUGGGGGUCACCACUGCAGCCACCCCAGGGCCCUGGCCUCCCCCCUGUCACACGCGUUGCCUCCUGUUUCAAACAGGGCUAACAGCAGAAUCUACCUCCCAGCUGCCUUGUGAGUAUAAAUGAGUUGUGUCCUGUCAGCAAAGUGCCAAGCACAGUUGGGGGCACCUUGACAAGUAAGACUCCUCUUCUUCUGUCAUCACUGCGGCAAUAAACACUUGCCAGGUCA